This is a messenger RNA of Eublepharis macularius, 1024 nucleotides long. Its product is annotated as von Willebrand factor D and EGF domain-containing protein-like. Gene Ontology annotation, cellular component: extracellular region; cell surface. Gene Ontology annotation, molecular function: signaling receptor binding. Bases 78 to 731 code for a protein of 217 amino acids. The transcript is spliced from 5 exons. Gene Ontology annotation, biological process: anatomical structure development. The record is from RefSeq and is a predicted model, not a curated record. Lineage: Eukaryota; Metazoa; Chordata; Lepidosauria; Squamata; Eublepharidae.
CAGACCGCUGCAGGGAAGCCGUUGCCGCAACCGCAGCCCCGGAGAAGAGCGCCGUCGCCGCGUGGCGCGCUAGGGCCAUGGAAGGAGGCGUCGCCCAGGGCCGCGCGCCAGGCCCGCCGCUGCUCGUGCUGCUGCUCGUGGCCCUGGCCGGGGCCCCGCCGUUGGCGCGCGCGCUGCCGUCCAAAGUGUCGCGCGGCGUGGCCGUGCCCUUUGUCUUCGACCCGCGCGCCGUCUGCAGCCCGCCCUGCCAGCACGGGGGCCUGUGCAUCAGGAACGGCACCUGCUUCUGCUCCAAGGGCUACGAGGGCGAGCUCUGCCAGUACGCAACUUGUUAUCCAAAAUGUAAAAACGGUGGGAAGUGUCUCAGACCUGGAAAAUGUAGGUGUCAACCUGGCUAUGGAGGAAGAUACUGCCAUAAAGUAAGCUGUGAAGGAGGGUGUCAGAAUGGUGGGGAGUGCAUUUCUGUCAAUGGGAGGGUAACGUGCAUUUGUGCUUCAGGAUGGACAGGAUCGAGAUGCCAAGAAGCAAUUUGUCCUCAAGGAUGUUGGAAUGGAGGUGCUUGUGUAGCUCCUGGAAUCUGCAGCUGUGCAACCGGCUGGGUUGGUGGGGCCUGUCAUUUAGCACUGUGUAGACUGCCUUGUCAACAUGGAGGCAAAUGUAUUGCUCCAGAUGUCUGCAGAUGUCGUUCACCAUACUCAGGUCUACAGUGUACCAAGAGAAUAAAGGAAUGAAACAGUCUUCUUGGAAGAUGAAUGCCAUUAUUUUAAUGAAUGAACAUAGGGUAAAGGAGAAUUUUUGCUUUAUCCUAGUUGGUUCUUGAAUAGGGUUUUUUUUAAAAAAAAUCUGAAUAUAUCUCAAAGGGAAACUCUCCUAUAUUAAAGGGCCACUUUUUAAAAAUACUCCAGUUAUCAAGUUAGUUGAAUGUCUUUCAGAAUAUACGUAUGAAAGGGAAUCUGGAUGCAUAGUAUUCUAUUGUCUCAUGUUAGCACAUUUAACGCUGAAUAUUUUAUUUUAAUAAAGCAUU